Messenger RNA from Pipistrellus kuhlii (Kuhl's pipistrelle), 2148 nucleotides. RefSeq names its product trafficking from ER to golgi regulator (gene TFG). The record is from RefSeq and is a predicted model, not a curated record. Bases 440 to 1711 code for a protein of 423 amino acids. The transcript has 9 exons. Gene Ontology annotation, molecular function: identical protein binding. Lineage: Eukaryota; Metazoa; Chordata; Mammalia; Chiroptera; Vespertilionidae. Gene Ontology annotation, biological process: COPII vesicle coat assembly; endoplasmic reticulum to Golgi vesicle-mediated transport. Gene Ontology annotation, cellular component: endoplasmic reticulum exit site.
UCCUCAGUAAGAGAGCAGAGACUCGCCGGCCCGGGCCAGGGCAGUCCCACGCCCCUGCCGCUGCGCAUGCGCCUUGGGGUGGUCGGCCGGCCGGGAGGCGGGGCCAAAGGACAGAUUUUCUUCUGGCCCCGCCCCUCUCCUUCCCCCACCUGCCACGUCCCGGGCCUGAGCUCUCGCCGCGUCUGGUGGGUCCGCGCGAUUGGCCGGGGCCCGCGCGAUUCUACGAACGCGGCGCGGCGGCUGCGGAGGGCGGCGGAGUGGGCCUGAGCGCAGCCACCCGGACGCCCGAGAGCUCGGCGGCGAAGACCCGCGGAGAGGCGCCAGCGCGGCCUCGGCCAGCCGGCUGCAAGGCCCACAAGAUGGAAUCUUCACCAUCUUGUUGAAGUAAUCAUACUUCAGAGUUUGGAACAUAGCAGGUAUUCCAGUAAAAUUUUCCUGAAUGGAGAAGUCAGGUUUGGCUGACACUGUUUCUCUAGAAUUGUAUAUGUCAGACAUCCUGGAGUCCACCAUGAAUGGGCAGUUGGACCUAAGUGGGAAGCUAAUCAUCAAAGCUCAACUUGGGGAGGACAUUCGACGAAUUCCCAUUCAUAAUGAAGAUAUUACUUAUGAUGAAUUAGUGCUAAUGAUGCAAAGAGUUUUCAGAGGAAAACUUCUGAGUAAUGAUGAAGUUAUCAUAAAGUAUAAAGAUGAAGAUGGAGAUCUUAUAACAAUUUUUGAUAGUUCUGAUCUUUCCUUUGCAAUUCAGUGUAGUAGGAUACUGAAACUGACAUUAUUUGUUAAUGGCCAACCAAGACCCCUUGAAUCAAGUCAGGUGAAAUAUCUCCGUCGAGAGCUCAUAGAACUUCGAAAUAAAGUGAAUCGCUUAUUGGAUAGCUUGGAACCACCUGGCGAACCAGGACCUUCCACCAGUAUUCCUGAAAAUGAUACUAUGGAUGGGAGGGAAGAAAAGCCUGCUGCUUCUGAUUCUUCUGGAAAACAGUCUACUCAGGUUAUGGCAGCAAGUAUGUCAGCUUUUGAUCCUUUAAAAAACCAAGAUGAAAUCAGUAAAAAUGUCAUGUCAGCGUUUGGCUUAACAGAUGAUCAGGUUUCAGGGCCACCCAGUGCUCCUGCAGAAGACCGUUCAGGAACACCUGACAGCAUUGCUUCCUCCUCCUCCGCAGCUCAUCCCCCCGGAGUUCAGCCACAACAGCCACCGUAUACAGGAGCUCAGACACAAGCAGGUCAGAGUGAAGGUCAGAUGUAUCAACAGUACCCACAGCAGGCUGGUUAUGGUGCUCAGCAGCCACAGGCACCACCUCAGCCAGCACAGCAGUAUGGCAUUCAGUAUUCAGCAGGCUAUAGUCAGCAGACUGGACCCCAGCAACCUCAGCAGUACCAAGGAUAUGGCCAGCAAGCAACUUCCCAGGCACAAGCUGCUGCAUUUUCUGGUCAGCCUCAACAACUGCCUGCUCAACAGCCACAGCAGUACCAGGCGAGCAGUUACCCUCCACAUACUUACGCCACCCAAACUUCUCAGCCCACUAAUUACACUGUGGCCCCUGCCUCACAACCUGGAAUGGCUCCAAGCCAGGCCGCAGCCUAUCAACCAAGACCAGGUUUUACUCAGUCUGCAAGUACCAUAACCCCUCCGCCAAGUGGGGCUAACCCGUAUGCACGUAACCGUCCUCCCUUUGGUCAGGGCUAUACUCAGCCUGGACCCGGUUAUCGAUAAAGAGCUCAGCUACAUUGGUGAAAUGUAGCUGCUACCUAUUUGCCUCCCAAAAGACUCCAAUACUGUUAUUUUAAUUUGUAUUGAAGUUCAGAAAUUUAAAAAGCAGAGCAUUUUUUAUGGUAUCAUUGUUGCUGUUAAUUGAGAGUAUAACUUGCUAGAACACAACAAAAGACCAAAAUGAAAAUUAUUUCCUCCCCUGCUUAAAAGUGUAGCAGCUUCCUAGUAAUUUUGGAACACUACUCUAUGUGUGCAAAGUGAUUGACUUUCUAGCUUGCCUUGUCCAGAGGUUAUUAAAAUGCUAGGUUGAAAUUUAGCCAUCUCAUUUGGCUUUGUACUAUUAACAUGAUGUACUAAAAAUAGAUCUCUUUGAAAAGACAACUAGAUAUUAUGUAUAAAAUGUAAUAACAUUGAUAGGUUAAUAAAGAUGAUUGAAUCAA